AUGGAGUUCGAAAGGCAUUCGAGAAGAGACGCCCAAAGGACAGCCAAUCUGGACUUUGACGCCCGCGUCCCCAUCCCCUUCAGUGUCUUCCCGUCGUCGUACCGGAGUGACGCUGUUCCUGAGACUACUCUUACUGCCACUGAAAGAGUAGAGGGAGAAGUCAAUCUCGAUCGCACUUCGCACGUCGAACGGGAAGAUACUCGAACCUCUGCUCGGCUUCCGGAUCCCCGUGUCUACGGCAAGGAAGAAGUCGAUAUCCACAUUGAGCGCGAUUCUCGCCGUCCCCUUCCCCAGCACGACCAGCAGUUUGCCUACUCCCAGGAGCGUGUGCAGUCUGCCCGUUACCCCGAAGUAGACCUUGCUCGUGAGCGUUACCGCGAGCCUUCUGUCCGUGUCCACGACCGUCAGCAAGUCUACGACCAGGCUCUUGAGUCCCAGCUUGACGUCACUGAGCGUGAAUAUCGUCGUCGUGUCAACCAGCCGACCUACGACGUCAACACCUACGACCGCUCCUACCAGGCUCCUGUAGAGUACGCCAGCGCUCGUCAGUACACCGCCGACGUCUACGGUUCCCCCAAGGCCGAUCUCGACGUCUCCUACGACCGCGCCUACCAGCCCCAGCCCGUCGAAGCUUACCGCGGAUCCGCCCCCCGUUCCCUCAACGUCGAGCCAGUGAGCCCGGCCACCUCCAACGUCAAGGUCCUUAAGACUUCUACUGUAGUUGAUCAACCCCCCGCUCGCAAGAUGGGUUACUACGACGACGACGGUAACUACCACUCCUUCCGUCGUGGCGUGGAACGCGCUGCCGACCGCAUCCUUCACCCCUUCGAUCACCAGCACCAUCAUCACCACCACUCGGACCGUGAAGAAGUUGUCGUCGCUGACGAACGCGGUCCAGUUCGUUACCGGGACGGUGUCCGCGAGGAUGUCCGCAUCGUUGAGCCCCGUGGUGGCGCCACCGCCGAGACGGUCCCCAUCCCCUGCCACUUUGUUCGCAUCGGCGACAUCCUGAUCCUCCAGGGCCGCCCCUGCCAGGUCAUCCGGAUCUCCGUGUCGCCCCAGACCGGCCAGCACCGCUACCUGGGUGUCGACCUCUUCACCCGCCAGCUGCAGGAGGAGUCCAGCUUUGUCUCCAACCCCUCGCCCUCUGUCGUCGUCCAGACCAUGCUGGGCCCUGUCUACAAGACCUACCGCAUCCUCGACCUCCGCGAUGACGGUAAGAUCGUCGCCAUGACCGAGACCGGCGAUGUCAAGCAGGGUCUUCCCGUCGUCCCUCAGGGCCACCUCUUCCGUCGCAUCCGCGAGGCCUUCGAGGAGGGUCGCGGCAGCGUGCGCGCUCUCGUCAUCAACGACGGCGGUCGCGAGCUCGUCGUCGACUACAAGGUGAUCCACGCUUCCCGUCUGUAA
This is a messenger RNA of Aspergillus terreus NIH2624, 1407 nucleotides long. RefSeq names its product putative Woronin body protein HexA (gene hexA). The coding region runs from base 1 to 1407 and encodes 468 amino acids. Gene Ontology annotation, biological process: positive regulation of translational elongation. Lineage: Eukaryota; Fungi; Ascomycota; Eurotiomycetes; Eurotiales; Aspergillaceae. The transcript is spliced from 3 exons. The record is from RefSeq and is a predicted model, not a curated record. Gene Ontology annotation, molecular function: translation elongation factor activity; ribosome binding; RNA binding.